Messenger RNA from Tachysurus fulvidraco (yellow catfish), 6212 nucleotides. RefSeq names its product myosin phosphatase Rho-interacting protein-like. The transcript has 22 exons. Gene Ontology annotation, molecular function: actin filament binding. Gene Ontology annotation, cellular component: actin cytoskeleton. Gene Ontology annotation, biological process: actin filament organization. The coding region runs from base 90 to 4718 and encodes 1542 amino acids. Lineage: Eukaryota; Metazoa; Chordata; Actinopteri; Siluriformes; Bagridae. The record is from RefSeq and is a predicted model, not a curated record.
ACUACUUUUUCUCCUCCCGAUUUAAAUGGAUGUAACAUGGGCAGGGAGACAAACAUCUUGUUAACUAAAUAGACUAAGCGAGAAGAAAUAUGUCGCUGUUAAAAAUGGAGGUUUCGUGUAAUAAGUUCCAGGCUAACGUGUUUGACCAAAGCAGAUGCCAGAACUGUUUCAAGUCCCGCGUGGGGCACGUGCUGACGCGCGAGGAAAUGGAGCAGGUGAAACCUAUCUAUGCCAGCUGGCUCUGCCUUGCCCCAGAAGGGUUGGACUUCAACAAUCCAAUGCAGCGAUCCAGGAAGUGGCAGCGUCGUUUUUUCAUCCUGUACGAGCACGGCUGUCUAGAGUUUGCUCUGGAUGACUUGCCAAGUACAAUUCCCCAAGGAACCGUGAACUUGCAUCAUUGCAGUGAUGUGAUUGACGCAGAGGGCAGAACAGGACAGAAAAACACACUGUGCAUCAGUACUCCAUACCAAGAUAUUUACAUCCGUGGAGACAGCAAAGAGAUCGUCAAUGGUUGGUGUGAGCAGCUUCUAGUUUUCCGACAGACCAAUGAACAAAGACGAAGGAAAAAAGGAAGCAGGAUGCCUGUUCCCUCACAGGAGAUAGCAUCUACAAGGAAAUCGGCGUGUAAAGUUGGAGCUGCAAAGACAGAAGCAGUAGAAGAUGAACUGUGUAAUUCAGGGGAGGAAAAAGAUCCAAGUAAGGAAACUGAGGAAGUGAACAUAGCCUGUGAUGUGAAUGUCACCCCUGCUGAUGCUGAUUCCCCCAUCUCAAGCAAGUGCACUAAAGAAAGAUUUGAAAAGGACAUUAAAAAGGAGAUCGACAAUGUAGUCACACACCAAGCUGAGGGUGGAUCAGUCCUUCAGUUGCCCUUUGAGCAUCAUUCGACCUCUCUCCACAGCCCUGAGCCAAGGAAAGCUGUGACUGGUGACCUGUCUCCAUCUGAUUUGCCUCUCAACAGAAGUGCUUUACAUGCUCUCUGUUGGCAAGAGGAUGAUACAGAGAGCUGUGCUAAAGAACAUCCUAAGGCUUCAUCAUUAGCAAAGCAUAUGACACGAGAUGAUGAAAAUAUUGAAAAACUCCAGAUGGGGUCACAACAAGAUAAGAAGGGCAGGGAUUCUUGUUUGAUCGAGAGCAGCAUGACUGAUGAUGAUUUCUGGCAUAAUGAAAAUGAGAAUUGGUGUAAAACGUGUACACAGCGCAGCAGCAGCAGAAGUCACACUGGCCACAUCCAGAACACGGAGAAGUCCGUAGGACUGCUGGAAGCACCACAAUGCAACAGUCUUUCUCUGAGAAGACUGCAGACGGUAGAAGUCAAAUCUUCAGAGUCUACCAUGACGCCAGACCUUUUGAACUUCAAAAAAGGGUGGCUCUUCAUGGAUAACCACGAUCAGUGGAGGAAGUACUGGUUCAUCCUGUCUGCUCAUAGCCUACAUUAUUACUUUGACUCUGGAGCAGAGGAGUUGGUAGGAGAAAUUGACCUGACUUCUUGUCACAGAGUGACUGAGCUUCAUGAUCAGAGGAACUUUGGCUUUGAAAUAAGGACUCAUAGAAUGGUCUACAAGUUCUACAGUACGACUGCCGGGAUGCGACAAAACUGGAUCCAGGCUAUUACAAAGAACAUUCAGGAUCAGAAUGCCCCAGAUGUUGCCAGCAUUCCAGAUAACUGGCUGUCUAGAGUGGGCUCUCGCUCUGGGCCAGAUGUUACUCAAGAAUCCAUGUCUGAGUACUACAGGUGCCAAAGCCACCCUAAAACCUCCAACUGGACUGACACGUUAACCCAGCCGGGGACUAGAGGACAAGAGCGGGAGGUACAUUAUGCAGAGCAGGGUAUCAACAGGCGAAGGGGAAGAGAGGAGCGCAGGCAAAAGUAUGCCAUCGUGAUGGGGUCUUCAGCAUGCAACUUGGAUGAGAGGAACUGCUCCACACUGGAGAAUCAGCAGCAAGAGAGAAUGAGGCAGAUUGAAGAAUAUUGGCUGCAGGUGGAGCAGAUGGCUAUCAGAGAGGGGAGGAAGGUGCUACUUUACCCAGAAUGCCAGAGCGAGGACUGUUUUGAAAAGAAGAAACUUCUAGAACAUUACAGGAAGAGGGGUGAAGAAUCGACUAUCCAGUCAGAGUCACCAAAUGAGGGCCGCUCAGAAAAUCCUGGACAUGGCACAGACUGGAGUUUGGUGCAGGAGCUAACAUGUGACCUGGGAACAGAAUGGGAUAGUGAGAAGAUAAACAAAACCUCAAAUAAACAGAACCUCACUCUGUCAAACAAGUACCAAGGCACCACAGGGCUGGACCUGAGACAAGAACAAAUCAGUGACCUGCUGGACCUUCAACCUUUAUCCCAGUCGAGGACUGAAUUCGCAAAUGAACCUAAAACAGAGGGAGAACCCAAUCUGCUGCAUGACAGUAUUACUUCUGACGAACCUAUUAAGAGUCUCCGAUCACUUGCUUUGUGCCAGGCAAGCAGAGAUUUAGGGACUUAUCCUCCUUGGCCCAGAAUAUUCAGUGAAAGUACUUCGCUAAUGAUAAGUGAAGAUAAAUAUUCAGAUCAAGCCAUGGUGAAGCUGUUCUCUCAGGAAGUUGAGUUACUAAACAAACAAAACCAGGACCUUAACCAGCGGAAUCAAGAACUGUUAAACCAGCUAGCUGAAGCAGACCGAGAGAUAGACAGGCUUAAGUCAGAACUUUUCCACCAGCUAGAACUGGAGUCCAUUGUGGAGUGUUUGGAAUCAGACUUGGCCAGGAGCUGUGGGAAACUCCAGGAAGCAAAGGCCCAGCUAGCAGAAAUGGAGGACAAUCUGAAAGCCUCUCAUCAAACUCUACAGUUGAAAGAGGCUUCGCUAAGAGAUCUGGGAUUCUUAUCCAUUGACAGUGAAAACAAAAUAGCAUUUCCAGAAAUAAUUGAUAGACUCCGCCAGUGUGUGCAGGUGCUGGAGUUCAAAGUCUCUGAGCUGGUGAGCCAACAAUGGCUGUCAACUCUGACAUGCAACGACCUGCAGACGCAGAAAACCUUUCUUGUGAAAUCGGAUGUUGAGUAUGGUCAGAAGGUAACGGAGUGUGACGAGAUGUUGGAAAAUGUGUUAGAAUCUAACGUACCUCUGUCUGAAGGAUUGCCACAUAUUAAAGACCAGCUGCAUCAGAACAGAAUAGAGUUAAAAAAGAGGUCCAAUUUGUUUAGUUUGUUACUAGAAGUGAUCAGUCAACUUGCUGGAAAUGAGAUGACUGAUUCUGUCUUAGAGUAUGACGUUAGAGAGAUAAACCCCAAAGUGUUAAGGAGACUACAGUUGGAAAAUAACAUUUGGAAAAGCUUUGUGAACACCUUAAAAAACAUUACCUCUUAUAACCCGCAGAACGAGGAAGCUGCCUGUCUACUACAGAGUACCGAGAUGAAACUACAGGAAGUUAAAAUGUACCUCAGCCUUUACAAAAGUAACAGUAGUAACCCUCUAAGCAGCAAUUCAGGACUAGAUAAUACAUCUUCAACUAGCCCUGAAAUUGUUAGUAUAAAUAAUGGAAUAAUGGAAAAGGAGCAAAAGGAUGUAAUGUGGAAAGAUCUGAAAGAGCACAUGGAGCAGAGAUUGAUCCUGAUUGAUCAUGUAACCAAUAAUGAACAGUUUUCGGAGAUGAUAAAAUCAUAUCUAAAAAAUCAUGUUUGGAAUAAAACAAAUAUGUUUUAUCCGAUGAUCAGUGUACUCCUGGACAUCCUGGCUGCUUAUUUGGUAGAGAAGCUUAGUCGGUCUGUAAUAACGCAAAAAUCUGUAGAGAUACAAACUGAAAACCAAGAGAUGAGGCUGGAACAGAACAACAUGGCUGUGGUCAGUGAAGGUUCUGGGAACGAAACAAUUACCAGUUUGAAAAAUCAUAUUAAGGAGCUGGAGCACACGCUAUCUGAAAGACUGAUGUCUCUACAACAGCAACAUGCGAAGGACAAGGAGAGACUGAAGGUGGACAUAAAGGCUGCAUUUGAGCAGAACAUUACCUUGUUGAAGAAGUCUCAUAGGAAAGCCACAGAAGUCCUUUUGCUCAAGCACCAGCGAGAGCAGGAAUUGUUACAGAAGGAGAAAGACAGACUUCUAACUGAAGACUUGUCUGACUGUCUCACUGUUAUUGAAGCCAUGAAGAGAGCCCAUAGAGCUGAGCUGGAGAAAAUGCUACAGGAGAAGACCUAUAAUGGUGAUGCGAAUAUUGAUAUGAUAUCAAAAAAUCACAGUGAGGAGUUGUCAGCAGUUCAGAGGGAGUUGGAUGCAUUGUCUGAACAGUAUACACAAACAUGUCUGGACAAUGUGCACCUGGCUGAAGCUCUGCAAGCAGAGAGAAAUUCUCUACAGCAGUAUCAGUAUGAAACCCUAGCACUUAGUGUUUACAAUCAGGAACUAAAAAAUCACCUUGCUGAGGAGAUGAUGAGAUUGUCAACAGUGGCACAGGAUGGUUGUAUUCAGUUGGUUCAUGAUAGAGACCAAUAUGAACUGAUGAUCAAGCUCCAGGUAAAAGAGUCCUGUCAGGAGCUGGAAAUUGACACUUUAAAAAACGAACUCUAUGCUUCCAAAAUGGAUCAAAAGGUUGCAUCAGAGAGAUUACAUGAAAUACAGACAGAACUCCGCUUGGUCAAGGAGACGGCAGAACUACAAAUUUCACAACUUAAGGAGAAUCUGAGACUAGUUUAUGAAGCAUUAGAAGAGUCUUUAAAGAAAAUGAUGCCAACAAUGCCAAUGGCUGGCUCCUCCUAGCCUGCACUAUUUAAAAGCUGACAAAUGUUUCUGUACCUUUUCCAUAACUGAUAUUUGUAAUUCACUAGAUUUUAAUAGGAUACCAAUGAAGUUGUUUGUGUAGCAUAUCAGUGCAAACGAUGAGAUCCGACAGCCUUUAAUUGGUGUAAAACUAAUCAAUGGGUACAUACAAAAUGUUUCCAUGAACACGUCCACUCUAUCCUCUAAAAGAAACGAAUGUUUCUUUGGAUAAUGGGUUCUACAGUCUUUGAAAGAUGCAGGUCCAAUACAUGUGUAAAAUAUUUUAAGGGCAAGCCAACAAAUACAUUUACCAAGAAUCUUAAUCAUGCUGUUGAUUCUGUUUGUAUCUUUGUAUUGUACAAAGCUUUAAAGAUCGUAACUUAGUUCAUUGUUGCUGUCAAAAUCUUGCAAUUUCUUUUUGAUUGGAUUCACCUCUCAUUAAGACACUCCAGCUUUUUCACUCCCGCUUAAUAUCAAACACCUGAAGGUUUUGCACUUUAAAUGGUAUUUGUAGCUAUUCGUGCUUCUCUCCACUUUGAUCAAAUUCCCAUCAUUCCCAUGAUGCUGCUAACACCAAGCUGUCUCAUUAGAUGAUAACAUUUUGGGGUGGUUGGCCGCCCAGACGUUAAUUCAGUAAGAGAUGUCACGUGCACUAUAGUAAUCAUUCAGUUAUUGCUAUAUGUUUAUAAUGCAUUAUAAUGUUGCUGUACUGUAGGUCUCCUGGCAGCCACCCUGGUAUGUUUAUCUUGUCCUUUUAGAAAUUAUGGAGGGAUGCCCAUGAUGGCCAUUACAGUGUUCCAUGGUAAUGCUGUGGAAAUGUUCUACCCUUCUUCUGAUCAAUAACUUUCAAUAAGUAAGACAUCAUACAUGCUUUCUAAGCUCUGGGGACCAUGGCUUCAGUAGUCAAAUGAAACCAACAAGAUAAGAAAAAACUAUCUUUAUUCAGGAUUAAUCAGAGUAAUUAAUUUGUGACUAGUAUAACAGCUGUAGGAGUAAUUUUGAACAUGAGAUCAGUUCAUUCUGAACGUCGCAUUCCUAAUUUAUUCUUAUGCAACCAGGUUCGAAGUUUUUUCUAUAUUCACCUCAAUUUUUUUUUUAUAUAUAUAUAUGUUGUAAUUUCAAAAAGUAGAAAAGGUUGAUUGAUCUUUUUUCAUGUUUGCACAACAAAAUCCUGAAAAUUUAACAGGAGAUGGGAAAACUUUUAUACCAGUUGUAUUGUCUCUACUAAGGUGUGCUGUACAUCCAAAUAUGUAUUGUAUAUUUCUACAUUUUGUUUUGUUUUUGUAGUGUUGUACAAUUUGUUUUGCCACAUGAGUGGUUUUGUACAGUGAGAGGUGGUGGGCAUGGGCAAAAACCAUUCAUCCGGGAAAACAUUGGUUUAAUCGUAAAUUAAAAAAAAAUAUCUCAGUAAGCUGUAUAUAGAUUUAUUUAAUUAUUUUGUUUCUGUUUAUAGAGCUAUCUGAAAUUUUGCUAAAGAAUACAAUUUAAAUUUCA